CUCUCGCUCUCUCUCGGCGGCCCGGGUGGUCUGAUGCGGGACCCUCCGAAGAGAAAAAAGGAUGGCGGAGGGACCGGCGGACUGUUUGGAGUCGUCGGACAGCGAACCGGAGCAGGAACCGGGCACGCCGCAAAAACUCAUCCGGAAAGUGUCCACUUCCGGUCAGAUCCGCAGCAAGACGGUGUUGAAGGAAGGAGACUUGAUGAAGCAGACCAGUUCCUUCCAGCGAUGGAAGAGGAGAUACUUCAAACUUCGGGGACGAACGCUGUACUACGCGCAGACCGCCAAGUCCAUCAUCUUUGACGAAGUGGACUUGACGGACGCCAGCGUGGCCGAAUCUAGCACCAAGAAUGUCAACAACAGCUUCACGGUGAUCACCCCGUGCCGGCGUCUGAUUUUGUGCGCCGACAACCGCAAGGAAAUGGAAGAGUGGAUCUUGGCUUUGCGGAGCGUUCAGAACCGCCAAAACUACGAGGCGACGCAGUACAGCGUGGAGCACUUCAGCGGGAUGCACAACUGGUACGCGUGCUCACACGCGCGACCCACUUACUGCAACGUAUGCCGAGAGGCGUUGUCGGGCGUCACCUCGCACGGACUCUCCUGCGAAGUGUGUAAAUUCAAGGCUCACAAGCGCUGCGCGGUGAGAGCCACCAACAACUGCAAAUGGACCACGCUGGCGUCUAUCGGGAAGGACAUCAUUGAAGACGAGGACGGGGUGUGGAUGCCUCACCAGUGGCUGGAGGGCAACCUGCCCGUGUCGGCCAAGUGCGCCGCCUGCGACAAGCCGUGCGGCAGCGUCUUGCGCCUGCAGGACUGGCGCUGUCUGUGGUGCAAAGCCAUGGUACACUCGGGCUGUCGGGAGCAGCUGUCGGUCAAGUGCCCGCUGGGUCAGUGCAAAGUGUCGGUCAUCCCGCCCACGGCGCUCAACAGCAUCGACUCUGACGGCUUCUGGAAGGCGUCGUGUCCUCCGUCUUGCACCAGUCCCCUCCUGGUUUUUGUCAACUCCAAGAGCGGCGACAACCAAGGCGUCAAGUUCCUGCGUCGUUUCAAGCAGCUGCUCAACCCCGCCCAAGUUUUCGACCUGAUGAACGGAGGACCUCACUUGGGGCUUCGUCUCUUCCAGAAGUUCGACACCUUCCGGAUUCUAGUGUGCGGAGGAGACGGCAGCGUGGGUUGGGUUCUGUCCGAGAUCGACGCGCUCACGCUUCACAAACAGUGCCAGCUGGGGGUUCUGCCUCUGGGAACCGGCAACGAUCUGGCCCGGGUCCUGGGCUGGGGCUCGGCCUGCGACGACGACACCCAACUACCUCAGAUUUUGGAGAAACUGGAGCGGGCCAGCACCAAAAUGUUGGACAGGUGGAGCAUCAUGGUGUACGAGAGCAAGUUUCCGCGGCCGCGCUCGGCUUCCGCCGUGACCGAGGACUGCGCCGAAGACUCGGAGGUGCAGCAGAUUCUCACCUACGAAGAUUCGGUAGCCGUUCACCUUUCCAAGAUUCUGACGUCGGAUCAGCACUCUGUCGUCAUUUCUUCUGCCAAGGUUCUUUGCGAGACGGUAAAGGACUUUGUGGCGCGGGUGGGAAAGGCCUACGAGAAGAACACGGAGCCUUCCGAGGAAUCGGACGUCAUGGCCAAAAAGUGCGGCCUACUAAAAGAGAAGUUGGACCUCCUCCUGCGGACCCUGACCGAGGAGUCGGAGGCGUCCUCCCCUCUUCUCGCCGGGGACGACGGGGGCCCACUGGCGUUCGUGCUGCCCCUGCUGUGCGCGGGCCCCGACCCGGCCGCGGCCACCCGGCCCCCGGCUGUCUUUAAACCUCGCGAGCAGCUGAUGCUUCGAGCCAACAGCCUAAAGAAGGUCAUCCGGCAGAUCAUCGAGCACGCCGAAAAAGCCGUGGAUGAACAGAACGCUCAAACAGCGGCCAUGUUCUCUCUGGAGGUGGCGGACGACGGCGACAAGACGGCGGACGGCAGACGGAGAGCAGCUUUUGGCGAGUCUUUUGUCACCAGAUUGUUUCUGGUGCUUAAUUUGAUUAUUUUCUUGUAUUUUAUUUGGAUGCAGCGGACUCACUCUAGUCACUCUGGUGCAUUUGCAGGCAACAAGACGGGCGCUAACAAAUGCGGCGGCAUGACGCUGAGCAGCUCCGCGCCGAUCGCGGUCCACGCGGGAGGCGGGGACGAGGCGCCGACCCGGGAGAUCCUCUAUCCCGGUGAGGCGCGACGUUCCUUCCGACCCGAGCCGGUCCUUCGCCGCUCGCCCUCCGCGGGUUCGGGAGCCGGCGGGUCGCCGUCCCGCGGUACGGUCAUCGGUCGACUGCUCUUGGACGCCGAGUCGUUUGUGGGACGCGAGCCCCAAAACACGGAGCGAUACACCGAGAAAUGCGUGAUGAACAAUUACUUUGGCAUCGGUCUGGACGCCAAGAUUUCUUUGGAUUUCAACAACAAGCGAGACGAACAUCCCGAGAAGUGUCGGAGUCGCACCAAAAACAUGAUGUGGUACGGCGUUCUGGGAACCAAGGAGCUGCUGCACAGGACCUACAAGAACCUUGAACAGCGAGUUCUGCUGGAGUGUGACGGGCGACCCAUCCCGCUCCCCAGUCUGCAGGGCAUCGCCGUCCUGAACAUUCCCAGUUACGCCGGAGGGACCAACUUUUGGGGAGGCACCAAAGAAGACGACACCUUCGCCGCGCCGUCUUUCGACGACAAAAUUCUGGAAGUGGUGGCCGUGUUCGGCAGCAUGCAGAUGGCCGUGUCCAGAGUCAUCAACCUUCAACACCAUCGCAUAGCGCAGUGUCGCACGGUGAAGAUAGCCAUCUUGGGGGAUGAGGGCGUCCCCGUCCAGGUGGACGGCGAGGCCUGGAUUCAGCCUCCGGGAUACAUCAAGAUUCUUCACAAGAACCGCAGCCAGACGCUCACCAGGGACCGCGCCUUCGAGAGCACGCUCAAGUCGUGGGAGGAUAAACAAAAGUGCGAAUUUCCUCCGGCUUGGGCGGCCCAGCCGUCCCACCCCGAGACCGUCUCCGAGGAAGAGGCGGCGCCGGUGCGGGACUUUGCGAGGGCGUCCGGGCUGCUCAUCGGCAGUAUUUGUCAGCUGGCCCGGAGUCACCGCGGCGUGGAACAAGAGCUGGCUCACGCCGUCAACGCCAGCUCCAAGUCGCUGGACCCGCUCUACGAUACGACCGGCGCCGCCGGGACGCUGAGCUGCGGCACGGUGGCGCUGGCGGCUAAGGACGUCAAGGCCUUGCUGAGCGAGACGGAACUCCUCCUGGCGGGGAAAAUGGCUACGGCCUUGGACGCUGGACAACAGGAGCAGUUGAACUGCGCGUUGAGCGGCGUGCGUCAGCGUUUGAACGCCUUGGCGGACGCGCCCCGUUGGAACGCGGCCCUCAAACCGGCUGAGCAACAGGACGCCAAAGCCGGCCGCGGCGCCAAGUUUCGUCUGGUCCCCAAGUUUAAAAAGGACAAAAACAACAGAGUCAAAGAGACUCGCGGCUCGCUGACGCUGCCGGUUCAGCAGUGGGGCACGGACGAAGUCGGCGCUUGGCUCGACUUCCUGUGCCUGUCCGAGUACAAAGACGUCUUCGGCCGACACGACGUGAGAGGAAGCGAAUUGCUGCACCUGGAGAGGCGGGACCUCAAGGACCUGGGCGUCAGCAAGGUGGGCCACGUCAAGCGGAUCCUUCAGGGCAUCCGCGAGCUGAGCCGCAACAGCAGCGCCAGCGAGGCCUGAGCUCCGCCUUCCCGGCCGACCGCCGUGCCGUUCGUGUGCCUUGUCACGUGCACAAUCAGGACCAAGUUGAUGUUUCCCUACACAUUUCAUCAUUCCACAUAAAGGCUGUAAUAUGCCUUUUUCCAUUGGCGUUUCUUACACCAAAACGACCGGAAAUCUCGCACGACACAGGCCCUCUUUUGUUUGACAACCCAAGAAUGACCAUUAUGACAUUUAAAACGCUACUUGUCCUACAGUUAUAGUCCAAAUCACAUUCAAAAAUUCAGGAUGCUAAGGGCUUUAGCUGAGGCUAAAGUUGCAUAAGGCACAGGUUUUGCCCAAAAAACCUAUGGUCCCACCAAAUUUGCCAAAACCUUUUCCCUUCAUUUCAAAUGGCCAAAUUUCCUAUUGAUUUCCAAUGGCCUUAUUCAUUUCAAUGGCACAAAUUCUUCCAUUCACUCCUAUUGAUUUUCGAUUCAGACCUGCAAAAAUAUAGAGUGGGGCAAAUAAGUAUUUAGUCAACCACUAAUUGUGC
This is a messenger RNA of Corythoichthys intestinalis (scribbled pipefish), 4238 nucleotides long. Its product is annotated as diacylglycerol kinase delta-like. The transcript has 31 exons. The record is from RefSeq and is a predicted model, not a curated record. Bases 62 to 3724 code for a protein of 1220 amino acids. Gene Ontology annotation, biological process: diacylglycerol metabolic process; lipid phosphorylation; intracellular signal transduction. Lineage: Eukaryota; Metazoa; Chordata; Actinopteri; Syngnathiformes; Syngnathidae. Gene Ontology annotation, molecular function: ATP-dependent diacylglycerol kinase activity; protein heterodimerization activity; protein homodimerization activity.